GCUUGAACUUGGACCGCACCACACAUUCUUCGAGGCAUCACAUCAAACUAGAGGAACUGCAAUCCAUCCCAUUCACCUCAACACACAACAACUCACGCUUGGUUCUCUCCGUUUCUUUUCAGUCAUCCACCGGCUGCCGUCAGCGAGCUGUCUCGGCUCCCUCACAUUCACUUCAGCUACCAGUAACAACCCAGGCCCCUCGUCACCAUGGCGGACCAGGUCUCCGAUCAGGCCAUCUCACAGCUUGCCGCCAUUACCGGCCUGCCGGCAGAUCAGUGCGGAACCGCUCUGGAAGCCACCAACGGCGAUCUCGAUGCCGCCGUCAAUCUCUUGCUUGCCGCCGAGUCCGACGAUGUCGCGCCUGCUGCCAGCUCAUCAUCUCAGCCCGCCGUGCCGGCCGACUACACCGGCCCACGAACACUCGAUGGCCGACCAGCUCCCGAGGCCGCCUCCUCAUCGUCUCGCUCUGCUGGCAAGCGCCCCCAGCAGAAGAAGAAAGGCCUCCAGACACUCAGCUCCAUAGGCGAUCGCGGCGAUGACGACGAUGAGGACAGUGAGGACGACGACCCCAGCGAGCGCCGCGAUACUUAUGCCGGUGGUGAGAAGAGCGGCCUUGCGCUCCAGGAUCCGGGCAGGCGUGGCCCCUCCGACCCAAAGAAGAUGCUGGACGAGAUCAUUGCCCAGGCGCGCAACAACUCGCAGCGGCCCGAGCAAGCCGCGCCUGCUGGACCAUCAGCUCCCCGAUCCUUCCGCGGCGCCGGCCAAACUCUCGGUGGUGAAGGUGUCGAGAGUCGAAGCAUCCCCGAUCCUCAAGGGCCUCAGUCUGGCCACCACAGAGCGCAGGCCGGAGGGGUUACCGAGCGUGUCCUCCACAUCUGGACCGACGGCUUCAGCAUCGACGAAGGCGAGCUCUACAGGUUCGACGAUCCUGCCAAUGCUCAAGCUCUCCGGAUGAUCCGGAUGGGACGUGCUCCCGUCCACCUGAUGAAUGUGGGCAUGGAUGAGGAGGUCGACGUCAAACUUCACGAGCAUCACGAGGAGUGGAAGCAGCUCCCCAAGAAAUACAGGCCCUUCGGUGGUGAGGGCCGGCGUCUGGGCAGCCCAGUUCCCGGUGAAAUUGCACCAGUGCCUGCCGCUGCAGCCGCGCCUGCUGCAACAUCUGCUUCUGCCUCGGCCUCUUCGCCCUCGUCGACCGUCGACGAGUCGCAACCGACAAUCACCAUUCGUAUCCAGACGCUGGACGGCGCUCGCCUACCCGCACGGUUCAACACCACCCAGACCGUCAGCGACGUGUACGACUUCAUCUCGAGAGCAUCUCCAGGUCUGGGCAGCUCAGGCUGGGUGUUGGCCACGACUUUCCCCAACAAGGAUCACACAGACAAGUCGUUGGUCCUGGGAGACAUGCCAGAGUUUAAGCGCGGCGGUACGGCUGUUGUAAAACGGGUGUAGACAGCGAAGAAUCAAACAGACUUCAGUGCAAAAGAAAUGCAGCAGGUAUGGCCUCGGGAUUGAGGCGUAUCUUAAAUCAAGUCUCUGCUCAAGCCGGAGCUUCAAGUCAUUGCAAAUUAGUACAUAGCCGGGUCUUCAUGGCCUAACAGGUAGCAACGUGGAAUCAAGGGCUACGAGCUUGUCCUGCAACUUGUUCUUCAGCGAUGUUGGUCGCAGCUUGGUCUUUACAGUAUGCAAAC
This is a messenger RNA of Microdochium trichocladiopsis, 1688 nucleotides long. RefSeq lists its product as uncharacterized. Gene Ontology annotation, molecular function: ubiquitin binding. Gene Ontology annotation, biological process: nuclear membrane reassembly; Golgi organization; membrane fusion. Lineage: Eukaryota; Fungi; Ascomycota; Sordariomycetes; Xylariales; Microdochiaceae. The transcript is spliced from 2 exons. The record is from RefSeq and is a predicted model, not a curated record. Bases 208 to 1449 code for a protein of 413 amino acids. Gene Ontology annotation, cellular component: cytosol; nucleus.